AUGGCUAAAAUAUUUCUCUUAUUUUCUGUUAUAUCUCUUCUCCAGUUUAACUUGUCUAUAGGACAAAAUGUUCAAGGAGGCUAUUGGUUCCCUGAAAGUGGAUUUGAAGCCUCAGAUAUAAAUUCCGAUCUUUUCACACAUUUAUUUUGUGCAUUUGCAAAUCUUGAUCCCCAAACCUAUCAACUCACAAUUUCCUCCACAAACAAUGCCUCUUUUGCCCAAUUCACAAAUACUGUCCAACUUAAGAACCCUUCUGUCAAAACCCUUUUGUCCAUUGGUGGUGGAAAUGCAGACGAUACUGUUUUUGCUUCAAUGGCUGCUCAAUCCCCUUCUCGAAAUUCAUUCAUUGAUUCUUCAAUAAAAUUAGCAAGAUCUUAUGGGUUUUCUGGUCUGGACUUGGAUUGGGAAUACCCACAAACACCUUCGGAGAUGGCUAAUUUAGGUCUGUUAUUAAAUGAGUGGCGCACGGCGGUGGCAUCGGAGGCCACAGCCUCCGGCGAGGAGGCGCUGAUUUUGACAGCAGCGGUUUCAUUUGCACCAACUGUGAAUGAUUUGGAAUACCCAGUUCAGUCCAUAAACAUCAACCUGGAUUGGAUCAAUUUAAUGGCGUAUGACUUUUAUGAUCCCUCUUGGUACAAUUUUACCAAUUCACACGCUGCACUCUACGAUCCAUCAGGCCAAGUCAGUGGCAGCUAUGGUGUCGGGGCUUGGACUCAGGCUGGCGUAAGAGCGGCAAAACUGGUUCUCGGCAUGCCAUUUUAUGGUUACGCUUGGCGUUUGGUGAAUGCCAACAACCACGGCCUAUUGGCCCCAGCAAAUGGCCCUGCAAGUGCUGAUAAUGGGGCCGUGGGUUACAGACAAAUCAAUAACUUCAUUGCACAAAACAAUGCCGUAAUCGUUUACAAUUCAACUAUUGUCACCAAUUACUGCUAUGCUGGAACUACAUGGAUAGGAUAUGAUGAUACUCAAACCAUUGCCACCAAGGUUUCGUAUGCUAAGCAAAAUGGGUUGCUCGGUUACUUUGCAUGGCAUGUUGGAGUUGAUGACAAUUGGGCUCUCUCUCAACAAGCUAAUCAAUCAUGGGGAGCACAAUAUACCGUAAUAAGAGAUUCAUGGAAUUGUGAAGACAUAUAG
Messenger RNA from Fraxinus pennsylvanica, 1134 nucleotides. Lineage: Eukaryota; Viridiplantae; Streptophyta; Magnoliopsida; Lamiales; Oleaceae. The record is from the annotation of a GenBank genome assembly.